Molecule: messenger RNA, 1004 nt
Organism: Rubroshorea leprosula
Lineage: Eukaryota; Viridiplantae; Streptophyta; Magnoliopsida; Malvales; Dipterocarpaceae
Source: the annotation of a GenBank genome assembly
GCUCUAGCCAUGGAUCGUCAGCUUGUUCUAAUUUUAAAAUCCCAGCAGGAUCAACAGUAGUUGUGGCAUUAAUCUCCAACUGCAUCUUUCUUUCCAUCUUUGAUCAAUUUUUUCUCCCUACCUGGCAGAAAUUGGCUCGUAGGUCUCUGACACCUCUCCAGCGAAUUGGAAUCGGUCAUGUUUUAAAUGUCCUAAGCAUAGCCAUAGCGGCCUUGGUGGAGUCAAGAAGGUUGAAAAUAGCCAAUGCCAAGCACAUUCAGGCACAGCCUGGUGCCCUAGUCCCUAUGCCUGUUCUCUGGUUGUUUCCACAACUUGUUGUUAGCGGCCUUGCAGAUGUUUUCUAUUUCCCAGGACAAGUCACAUUGUACUAUCAAGAAUUUCCAGUUUCUCUCUGAAGCACAGCCACUGCCAUGAUAUCUUUGAUAGUAGCGAUUGCUUACCAUGUGAGCACUGCUUUGGUGGACCUGAUCAAGAAUGUCACAGGUUGGUUACCUGAUAAUAUAAACGAGGGGAGGCUGGAUAAGGUAUACUGGACUCUAUGUGUGAUCGGUUCGUUGAACUUUGGCUACUAUUUGGUGUGCUCUUGGUUGUACAGAUACAUAAAUAUUGAGGAGGAAAUGGCUCGAUCUGUAAACGAGGACAAUGAAGAAACAAGGCAAGAAGGUUGAACCAUAUUUUUUGGCCUUCAAGAAGGUUGAACCUUGAGAAGAAAAAUGAAUGAAGAGAGAAAACGAAAAGAAGCUAGAAUAAAUUUGUCUGUAUCUUAGUGCUCAUCUAGUAAAUCCACUUUAGUUACAGCUCAAGAAUCGCUUAGGUUUGUUUAUGAAAUGCCUCAUGAUUCAUGAAUCAAAGAAUAGUUAUUAAACCAUCUCCAUUCAGCCUGGUUCGUGCAUGAUUGCAAAACCUCUCAAAAUAGAUCAGCGCCCUUUUGUUAUUGGAUCAAGCCAUCAUUAGCAGGGAAGCUUUGUAUAUUAGUUUUACUUUAAUCAAAUCUUAUAAUCAUA